This is a messenger RNA of Aspergillus alliaceus, 885 nucleotides long. Its product is annotated as DUF2985 domain-containing protein. The transcript has 2 exons. Bases 1 to 885 code for a protein of 294 amino acids. The record is from RefSeq and is a predicted model, not a curated record. Lineage: Eukaryota; Fungi; Ascomycota; Eurotiomycetes; Eurotiales; Aspergillaceae.
AUGACCAUCUCGCGGCCAACAGUAUCUUCAUUUCAGCGAGGUUAUGAAAUUAUUGGCCCUGAGAGGACACGAGAUGGUUUGAUGGAGCCUGGAGUACGCGUUAGCCAGGACAUGGCAAAAAAUGAUGAACUGCAUGAUGUUAAUAGCGAUGCCAACACACAGCGGUCUCCAGGGCUUUGGGUAACAACCGGUCGCUCCUUUGUGCGGUGGAUGUUCACACCGACGAGACUCUUAAUCACCAUUUAUGGGUUGAAUAUUGUGGCCUGGGGAGGCAUGCUGUUCCUGUUGAUGUGUAAUGCGGCCCCGGCGAUGUGUCACCCUGAUUGUAACAGCCUCAACUCGUCGCGCCGGAUCUGGAUCGAGGUCGACUCGCAGAUUCUCAACGCUCUUUUCUGUGUGACAGGAUUUGGGCUAGCACCAUGGAGAAUUCGCGACUUAUUCUUCUGGUGUUCCUGGCGACUACGUCAAUCGGAGCGGAGCCGUCACAAAGGAUUCACCCGUCUCGCUGACAUCCAUUCCGGCUGGUUUUGUCGGCCUCAAGGGUCAGCAAAUUUGCUUCCCAUUGUCUCGACUUCGCUCAAAGCAGAGCCGAUACUUCUUGCUCCGACAUCACCAUGGAAAAUGGAUGCCGUCGUGUGGGGAAAUAUGCUGAACACCGUCUUCCAAGUUUGUUUAGCCGUUUGCAUGUGGGCGAUGAACAGAUUUAACCGGCCUAGCUGGACCACUGGUCUAUUUGUUGGCCUGGCAUGCCUCGUCGCCGCUACCGUGGGGGCCAUUAUCUGGUUGGAGAAACGACGACUGAAGAAGGCUCAGGAACAUGCCAGACAGUGCACAGCUGGAGGAGCCACAACUGACAGCAAGACACUGUCAGGCCCUGCAGUAUAA